Fonsecaea multimorphosa CBS 102226 is the source of this 1521-nucleotide messenger RNA. RefSeq lists its product as uncharacterized. The transcript has 2 exons. NCBI's taxonomy places the organism in Eukaryota, Fungi, Ascomycota, Eurotiomycetes, Chaetothyriales, Herpotrichiellaceae. Gene Ontology annotation, molecular function: ammonium channel activity. Bases 1 to 1521 code for a protein of 506 amino acids. The record is from RefSeq and is a predicted model, not a curated record. Gene Ontology annotation, biological process: ammonium transmembrane transport. Gene Ontology annotation, cellular component: plasma membrane.
AUGUCGCCCGGUCACGCGGCCAGCUACCGCACCCAGCGUCGCUGGGACGCCGACACACUCGUUGCGCCCGACUGGCUUAACAACGGCGACAAUGCCUGGCAGCUGACGGCAGCGACUCUUGUCGGCCUCCAAUCGGUGCCGGGUCUGAUGGUCAUGUAUGCAGGCUUGGUGAAAAAGAAGUGGGCCAUCAACUCGGCAUUCAUGGUCCUGUACGCAUUUGCCGCCGUCCUCAUUUGUUGGGUCGUUUACGCAUACAAAGCCGCUUUUGGCAAACAGAUGUUGCCAUUCGUCGGUGUGCCCGGCCCCGCUGUCGAGAUGAACUACGAAUUGAAGCAAGCGUUCCUGCCAGAGGCUGGUAUAUCCGCAGCAUAUCCUAUGAGCACCAUGGUCUAUUUCCAGUUCGUCUUCGCGGCCAUCACCCUUGUCCUUAUCGCGGGCUCGGCCUUGGCGAGAAUGAACUUCCUUGCCUGGAUGGUUUUCGUGCCACUCUGGUUGACUCUGAGCUACACUGUGGGUGCUUUCAGCAUCUGGGGAGGUGGCUUCUUGUUCGACCUGGGCGUCUUGGAUUACUCGGGAGGAUAUGUCAUUCACGUUUCGUCCGGAACAGCAGGAUGGGUUCUCGCGUACUGGGUUGGCCCUCGACAUCCUCGCGAUCGCACCGAGUUCCAUCCGAACAACGUUUUGCUGGCGCUCGUGGGCGUUGGGCUGCUCUGGCUCGGUUGGAACGGCUUCAAUGGUGGUGAUCCUUAUACUGCCUCACCUGAUGCCGGUGCCGCCGUGCUCAAUACCAAUGUGUGCACCGCAAUGAGCAUGUUGACCUGGACCAUUAUGGACCUCGUCUUUUUCAAGAAACCCGCCGUCAUUGGAGCCAUUCAAGGUAUCAUCACCGGCCUUGUCGCAAUCACGCCUGCCGCUGGGUUUGUCGCGGGAUGGGGUGCAAUUAUCAUUGGUAUUUGCUCUGGCUCGAUUCCAUGGAUUUCAAUGAACAUCCUGGGCAAGCAAAGGUGGUUCCUCGAAUUCUCCGACGACGUGGUAGGAGAUUUCCAUACACAUUUGGUUGGCGGCGUCGUGGGAGGAUUCUUGACCGGACUUUUCGCCACCAGCGAAGGUACUGCGGCUUUUGCCCUUGCCCCCAGCGGUGGUGCCAUUGAUGGCAACGGGAGACAAGUUUGGGUCCAAAUUGUCGGCUUCCUCUUCGUCAUCGGGUGGAACCUGUUCUGGACCAGCGCCAUCUGCCUGUUCAUUAAAUACGUCAUGAGGAUCCCUCUGAGAUACAACGAAGACCAACUCCUCAUCGGUGAUGGCGAGGUCCAUGGCGAGCUUCCGUACGCCUUCUUCCAUGAUGGACGACAUGACUACGAUGCUCAUUAUGGCAAGCCCCAUGAGGACAUCGAGAAACGUGCGGGAGUGCUGCAGGGCGUGGAUGCCGCAGGGCAUCUUGAUAGCUCGGAAUUGGAAGCGGCAAGUGGGAGCGGCAGCGCCAGUGGUAACGGGGUGAGCAAGGCCACCAAGCAGGCAUAG